This is a messenger RNA of Cercopithifilaria johnstoni, 1548 nucleotides long. The record is from the annotation of a GenBank genome assembly. NCBI's taxonomy places the organism in Eukaryota, Metazoa, Nematoda, Chromadorea, Rhabditida, Onchocercidae.
AUGAAUAGCGUAACUGUAAUUUGUCCCAAUUCUCAUCGUUGUGUGGUAAAAGUAACACCAUCAACUCAGCUUCGUAAGAUUUUGGAAGAAGCUUGUUUGAAGCAAGGUUUCGAUAUAUCGACACAUUAUUUGAUGCAUCAAAAUCAUACGUUGGAUUUGACAUUACCGCUUCGCUUUACUGGUUUGCCUAACAACGCUACCAUUGAAAUGGUGCAAAGUACUAACGUUGGUGGUAGAAUUCCAGUACAGAUUCAAAUUGCCUUACAACUUCCGGAUGGGUCUCGUUUCAUUCAGGAAUUCUCGAAUAAAGCAAACUUGUUGGAUGUUUUGUAUGCAUUCUCGCAGAAAUCAGUUCAAGAUUUGAUAAAACUUACCGAUGGUCAAGUACCAUGUUGUGCCUAUAUGAACAAAGAGUAUCGCGGAGAAGCAGAACUUAAAUUGACAACUUUGGAAGCAAUGGGAAUAACAGGAGGACGCUGUUUGAUCAGAUAUUUCCCAGUUAGAAUGUCACAGGAUGAAAUAUCAAGGCUCGAAAAUCGCCUUGCUGAAGAAUGUGAACGGAAGAAAAAGCUAGAAAAAGUGUACGAAGCACGGAAAACAGAAAAUGAACGUCGACUGCAGUUAGAAAAUGAAAGGGAGGAGAUUUUUGAACGCGAACUAAAAGUGAAGCAUGAAGCGGAGGCAGCCUGUUUGCUAGAAUGUGAUCAAGAAGCUAGUAGAAACCUUGAAACUGCAUCUCAUACUGCGCCAUCGGUAGAUCUAUCUGAAGGUGCAGUAGGACAUGUUGUCCAGUCUGAAAGGCGGCCUCAACCUUCAUCGCGUCUCAAUCAGCUGCAGCCUAUCCUUAAUCAAGUAAACACCAGUUUAACUGCAAGUAGAGUUGAUUUUCUCGAUGAACAGCUUAUUGGAAAAGAUGGCAGAAUACACAUUAGCGAUUUACAGACAUCGGCACGAGCACAAAAGGAGGAUUAUAGUAGUGAUGUUUGCAACUCCAUUACGUCCUCUUCGGAAGUAUCGUAUUUAUCUGUUGAAAAAUGUAACCGAAUGCCUGUCAUCAUCAGGCAAGAUUUGGAAUCUAAUGAAAGUCUAAAAGAUGUAGGCGGAAAACAAGAUGAUAUUGAUGAUCAAUUUUUUGAACUUACCGUCAAUGAUAUACGGAGUAUUCGUCGAGAUCUCAAGGCAGAAGCAGGUAUACAAGAACAGAGAGCUCUACUACCAAAAACAUAUAUUAUUGAAAAGAAUAAGCGCCUAAAAGAAGAAAGUUACAAACAUACGAUAAUACGAUUCAAUUGUGCUGAUAAAACGGUUAUACAAGCUCAGUUUGUCUCACGAGAACCUGUGUCGAGAUUGUUUGAAUUCAUAGCGGAAAAUUUGAAAAAUUCAGUGGUGAAAUUUGAUCUCUGUCUUGCAAAUCAGAGACUUCCGUCAACCGUUUCAAAAAAUUUAAUUGAAGUCGGUGUUGCUCCAAAAUCUUCAUUGUAUAUACGAUUUCAUUCACCACAAAAUACAUUUGGUAAUUUCUCUUUACAUCUAAUGAGAUACCAAUAA